AUCAUGAGGUUGAGGACUUAACAUGUUAUCCAGACGGGAGACUUGACCGCCAGUGGCCUGUUAUUCCCCCGGCAACAGCCGGUAGCACGCAGCCUUCAAGAUAUUUGCUUCCCUCCACAACAUCUCCAUGGCGAAAAUAGACAGCAAGUUCGUCUUCGACACUCGAUUCUGUGUCGCUUUCCUCUUACCCAUAAUAGAAGGAUUUGUACUGAGCAAUUCAGAGACAAUACAUAUUCAUGCAUGGUCAUAGAGGAUCAGGAUCAACUCUCUAACUACUAAAUUAAAGGUUGAAGAUACUUUCUUCAGGUAUUUUUCUUAUUAAGUAAAAAUCUGCCAGUUGAAAGUGUAAUUCAAUGGCGUUGUCUACGACAUUCUCAGGUGGAAUUUUGUGUACUCUUCAUAAUCCAAGAGUGACAACUGCUAUGCGACAUUAUUCUCUGUUAACUGCCUCAAUUUCUCAUACUAAACACAGUACCAUUAUAGUACGUGGUACUCAGGAUGGUUAUGCUAUCAUGGGAUCCAGUAAAAGUGUAAAAUCCGAUUCUUUGUCCAGUAUCCAUACAGAUAAUGCUGGCAAGGCCUCUGCUGUGGCAGACUCUAAAAGUUUCAAGUUCAUUGAAAGUCUUAGACUGCCAGAAUUUCUGUUACCAAUUACGUCUGGAGAAUCACGCAAGAGUUUUGUUAAGCAAGCUGAACAAACAAUCGAACGUGCUAUUUUUGAUUUCAGGUUUCUAACUCUUCUAGCCAUUGCUGGAUCUCUUGCAGGUUCUCUUCUUUGUUUUUUAAAUGGUCUCCCGGAGUGA
Cryptomeria japonica (Japanese cedar) is the source of this 803-nucleotide messenger RNA. RefSeq lists its product as uncharacterized. The coding region runs from base 354 to 803 and encodes 149 amino acids. Lineage: Eukaryota; Viridiplantae; Streptophyta; Pinopsida; Cupressales; Cupressaceae. The record is from RefSeq and is a predicted model, not a curated record. The transcript is spliced from 5 exons.